AUGGCGUACCUUAGGGGCACCUUUUGUGUGAGAUACAGGACAACAUCAAGAUGUGAAGGGAUCAAUGCUUUCAUUAAGGGCUUCCUUAAAUCAACUGAUAGCAUGUUAGAACUUGUGCAUAGUUUAGACCGUGUUGUGAAAGACUAUCGAAACAAUGAAAUUACAGCCCAAUUCUACUCAACGUACUAUAGUCCGGUGCUGACGACUGGCCUUGUUUCGAUCAAGCUAUUUGCAUCAAAGGUGUAUACACGAGCAGUCUUUAGUGAAGUGAAGAAACAAAUUAAGAGUGUCGCGACGUUAUUGUUUCAGAGCAAGGACAGCAUCAGCACGACAACUGUGUACAAGUUUUCGAGAAUGGAAAAACCAAAUAAAACGCACAAGGUUUUGUUUGACCCGAACGAGGAAAAAAUAGAGUGUGAGUGUUCGAUGUGGAAUAGUGAGAGGAUUCUAUGUAAUCAUAUCUUUUGUGUGAUGAAGUACGAAGGGUUGGAAGAAAUACUGCAUGGUCUUAUUUUGAAUAGAUGGUGCAAGAAUGCAAAGGAUUGUAGAUCGACACCCAUUGAAAGUAAAGACAGCCAUGAAGGCCGUUUGCUUCGAUAUGGUGCCCUAUGUGGGGCAAUGAGUUUAGUUGCACAACUUGGGGUUGAAGAUGCUGUAGAGUUUAUUGUGGCUAGGGAUGGGAUUGCCAGUCUCACUAAGGUGCUUCAGCAGAGAUUGCAUGAGGGUUGGGUGCCAACUUGGUCUAUCGUCAUUGUCUGGGAUUAA
This is a messenger RNA of Arachis stenosperma, 765 nucleotides long. Its product is annotated as protein FAR1-RELATED SEQUENCE 9-like. The coding region runs from base 1 to 765 and encodes 254 amino acids. Gene Ontology annotation, molecular function: zinc ion binding. Lineage: Eukaryota; Viridiplantae; Streptophyta; Magnoliopsida; Fabales; Fabaceae. Gene Ontology annotation, biological process: regulation of DNA-templated transcription. The record is from RefSeq and is a predicted model, not a curated record. The transcript has a single exon.